AUGGUCCGCACUUCCGUUCUCCACGACGCCCUCAACUCCAUCAACAAUGCCGAGAAGGCCGGCAAGCGUCAGGUCCUGAUCCGACCUAGCUCCAAGGUCAUUGUCAAGUUCUUGCAGGUCAUGCAGCGCCACGGCUACAUUGGCGAGUUCGAGGAGGUCGACGACCACCGAUCUGGCAAGAUUGUCGUUCAGCUGAACGGCCGUCUCAACAAGACUGGUGUCAUCUCUCCCCGCUACAACGUCCGCCUGGCCGAUCUCGAGAAGUGGGUCGUCAAGCUGCUGCCUGCCCGUCAGUUCGGCUACAUCAUCCUGACCACCUCUGCUGGUAUCAUGGACCACGAGGAGGCCCGACGAAAGCACGUUGCCGGCAAGAUCAUUGGCUUCUUCUACUAG
Molecule: messenger RNA, 393 nt
Organism: Trichoderma citrinoviride
Lineage: Eukaryota; Fungi; Ascomycota; Sordariomycetes; Hypocreales; Hypocreaceae
Product: ribosomal protein S8
Exons: 3
Coding region: 1-393 (130 amino acids)
Biological process (GO): translation
Cellular component (GO): cytosolic small ribosomal subunit; ribosome
Molecular function (GO): structural constituent of ribosome
Source: RefSeq, a predicted model, not a curated record